Molecule: messenger RNA, 693 nt
Organism: Anastrepha ludens (Mexican fruit fly)
Lineage: Eukaryota; Metazoa; Arthropoda; Insecta; Diptera; Tephritidae
Exons: 3
Coding region: 1-495 (164 amino acids)
Source: RefSeq, a predicted model, not a curated record
AUGGUCCUGAUCGUUGCAGUGGAAAUUGAUCGUGGUACCGAGCUAGAUAACACAAUGAAAAACAGUCCCGACAUCAGAGCAUUCCUGGACAUCGCUUUACCUGCAGCUUAUAUGAAAAAGGAUAGUGUUGACCAUGCACCAGUACAUCCAACUACACUCUGUAAAGCAGAUAAUAGUGCUCUUAAAAACUCAUUGAAUAAUGGUCAGGAGCAAAAGGCUAGCCUAUCGCAAGAUUUUUUACCGUCCGAAAUUGAAGAACUCCCACAUGAAGCUAAGGAUGUACUCAAGCGCUUGCUCGAAGUCGACCCAAAACAACGUUUACGUUCGGUCUUAUCACUACAAAAAAUCGCGCUAUACAAAAACUUCAAAAUUGAUUCAAAACAUUUGCUCAAUCUCCGCCCAAUUAAUAUGAUAAGUCCUGAUGAUAUUGAUGCCUUUACACAGACUUCCGAAGAUAAAAGUGACUGGGCAGAAAAACAAUUUUACAAAUUUUAAAUCGAAUACUAAAAUAAUUUGCUAAUUAAGUUAUUAGUUUAAAUUUACAUUUAACACAAGUUUUAUCGAUUUCAAGAGCAACUUGAAAUAACAAAACUAAAAAACUUAGCAAGCUGAAUUAGGUUAUAAUUCCUGAAGAAUCACUGUGUCAUGUCUUACAAAUAAAACUUAACAUUCUAAAAAUGUAUCAUUACCUAG